Molecule: messenger RNA, 167 nt
Organism: Cylicostephanus goldi
Lineage: Eukaryota; Metazoa; Nematoda; Chromadorea; Rhabditida; Strongylidae
Source: the annotation of a GenBank genome assembly
AUGAGGCUCAGCUCAAACAUAACAAAGUUUUACUUAUUGCAGGAAGGCUACUCUGCUGAAGCGUUCCGCCGAUCUCCUGAUCGUCUGCGUCGUCCUGCAUCGGCCGAUUCUAGUUUGAUGCUAAGAUCGAUGUCGACUGACGACGAAUUCUAUGAUCCAGGUUAGUC